CCCACCGUACGCCCAAACCCCAAUCUCUUCCUCUCUCUCUCUCUCCGGAGCUAGGGUUAGCGCCCCCAUGGCCGGCGCCGGCAUCCACCCGUUCCACCAGCAGUGGCCGCCCGCGGCGGCCGCGCCGCCCCCGCCGGGGGCGGCCGCCUCGGCGGCCGUCCCGCCGCCUCCCCCCGUGCCCGGCGCGCCCGGCACCGCCGCGGCCGACGAGGUCCGCACCAUCUUCAUCACGGGGCUCCCCCUCGAUGUCAAGGAACGGGAGCUCCACAACCUGCUGCGCUGGCUCCCGGGGUUCGAGGCUUCCCAGGUCAACUUCAAGGGCGACCAGCCCAUGGGCUUCGCGCUCUUCGCCACCGCGCACCAGGCCAUCGCCGCCAAGGCCGCGCUGCAGGAUCUGGUGUUUGAUGCGGAGACCAAGUCGGCGCUGCACACUGAGAUGGCAAAAAAGAACCUCUUCGUCAAGAGAGGUGUGGUAACUGAUGCAAAUGCUGUGGACCAAAGUAAACGCCUGCGGACAGGUGGAGACUAUACUCAUUCACCUUAUGCUCCACCUCCGUUUCAUCCACCCCCGCCAGCUGUUUCCAUGUGGGGAACUGCAAGUUAUAUCACUGCUCCACCUCCUUACAACCCCUAUGCCUAUCCAGUGCCUCCGGUAGCUAUGACUUCACCUUCGCCUGUACCAGGUCCAACUGCCUAUGCUCCCGUGCAGAACACAAAAGAUAAUCCUCCCUGCAAUACCCUUUUCAUUGGUAAUCUUGGUGAAACUGUAGUUGAAGAAGAAUUGCGGAGCCUCUUCAGUGUGCAACCUGGUUACAAACAAAUGAAAGUUUUACGCCAAGAAAGGAACACUGUUUGUUUUAUUGAAUUUGAGGAUGUGAAUGCUGCUACAGCUGUACACCACACGUUGCAGGGUGCAGUUAUUCCUAGUUCUGGUCGUGGUGGAAUGCGAAUACAGUUUUCGAAGAAUCCCUUUGGGAGAAGGAAAGAUUCAGCUGGUGGCGUUGCAAGCAUUCUAAAUGGAGCUUCUGCAAAAUGAGAGCUGCCUGAGGGGGAUGUAUUCUGAACUUUAGCAUGUCAUCAUGGAUUUCAUGCCACCCCAUCCUAUUUAUCAUCUGCAUGCUUCUGCUAAAUGCGCUUUUUUUCAUGUAUGACAUUGGCAUCUUCAUUAUGUGAAGUUUCUGGGACAUGAUCAUUGUCUUCAUUAGCUGGAGUGUUUGGGACAUGAUCAUCUGGUAGACAUUGCAUUGUCACCAAUACCAUAGUUGCUGUUUUCUAUGUGUUUUGUAGUUUUGAGUAGGCCAUCCUCAAUUUCUUCUAGGUGUGCAUUUGACAUUUGUCGUGGAUAUUAUGCAGUUCCCUGUAUACAGUUGCUGCAACAAUUCUUGUGUUCAUGUCAUCAUCGCUUUGCAAUAUGGACAUAUUGUAAUAGUUAAAGUGAUUUAUCUGGUAUACCAUCAUGUCAUGGCAUGUUCAUGCGGGGAGGAGAGUUGAUAGACAUGGCAUGGCAUACUCAUUCCAUGGAUUCUGGAGCAUCGCCUUAUACUUCGAAGCAUGCAAGCAUCCAUUGCUAAUUAAAUAAAUUAAUUUGUUUAGCAUUGUUUUCCCUUCAGGCUAAGAGAGGCUAACAGUGAUUGUAAAAUUGAAAACCUGUGCCAGUCUUUUCUUCCCUCUUAGCAGCAGAUGGCGAAAAGCAUGUGGCAGUUCUUUUGGUAAGAGAAGCUUAGUGAUACUGAUGACAUGCCAGGAGUUCAGCUGAAUUGGUUUCAAGAUAGACUUGUGCAUAAGCCAACUGAUGGAGUUUAUUGCCAUGACUACACUUGCUGCUGUUCCAUCUAAUGGAGUUCCACUGCAUUUGGUGACUUCAUUAUUUUUCUAACAAAGUGUUGAUGUGAAUGUUGGAUUGAGAACUUGUGUUCGAUAUGCGUGCUGUUUGGCAUCUUAGUAAGGACUGAAGUGGGCUACGAGAAAGCUUCACACAAAUGACAAGGGGUUGGGAAUGGCCGGCUGUUCUACAUGUCAGAAUGUGUGGCUUUUCUCUAUAAAAUGGGGAGGAAAGGCGGUGUGUUUUGUGUCAAGGAGGCUAUGCGAUCUACAGUUUGUACUGUGUAUGUAGUACAACGUAUCAAAGUAGUCUUUCGUAGGUGCUUGAACCACGGUGCCACUGUUAGUGUCUUAGUUGUGGCAGGUACGUUGGUACAGGUUAACCGUUUCCAAGGUUGCCUCUUGCAAUGAUGUACAGGAUUUUGAUGGUGCAAUGGUGCAUAAGCUAAAAUUUAGGAGUACGAACUAAAAUUUAUGAGUUA
This is a messenger RNA of Panicum virgatum (switchgrass), 2303 nucleotides long. RefSeq names its product RNA-binding protein mde7-like. The transcript has 8 exons. Gene Ontology annotation, molecular function: mRNA binding. The coding region runs from base 68 to 1036 and encodes 322 amino acids. Lineage: Eukaryota; Viridiplantae; Streptophyta; Magnoliopsida; Poales; Poaceae. The record is from RefSeq and is a predicted model, not a curated record.